CGUCGCCACCUGCUGCACCGGAGUGGGAACAGCAGGGGCCGUCUCCGACGUGCGCUACUCAAACUCACCCGCCACCUAAACUCCUCCUGUUUACGGUUCAUUUUGCACGUUUACGUACCGGUAUAUAAAUUACUAAAUUUACAUUCCCCACCUAAAAUAACAGAAAAAAAUUACUGCAAAUUAGACCGUGGUUCAAUUGGGACACCGAGUGACUGUUCUCAUUCCUUGAGGACCUCUAUGAAAGACCGUGUGCCAGGUGGGGAAAAGGGGCAGGUCAGACGACAGCAGGCAGGGAGAAAGUCACACAUAAUGGGGGACUUUUGACUUCACGUCACGUCACGUCCCCGGACCCAGAUCGCAUUGCCCCUCGGGAUUCUGCAGUUUCAGUGAAUGAAAAGUGUGUUUUCUGUCAGUGAAAGUGGCAGCUUGAAGGUGUGAGUGAGUGUGUGUGUGUGUGUGCAUGUGUGUGUGUGCUGAUCCACUGUAGUAGCAUGUUGCCACCCGUGAAGAAGGACCGGAUCAUUAAUCAGCUGCCACAGUGUUUUAGUCCAAAUGCGGCGCUGCACACCAAAGAUGGCUUCCACCCACAGGUGAAGGCUGUCUGUCAGGCGCAGAAGGCAGGCACGGUCAGCUUUAAUGUCGCCAAGGUCAUUGUAGUGGGAGAUGUUGCAGUCGGGAAAACGUGUCUGAUCAGCAGGUUUUGUAAGGGUGCGUUUGAUAAGAACUACAAGGCAACCAUAGGGGUGGAUUUUGAGAUGGAGCGCUUCGAGGUUCUCGGUGUUCCCUUCAGUUUACAGCUGUGGGAUACAGCAGGCCAGGAACGGUUCAAGUGCAUCGCCUCCACCUAUUACAGAGGAGCACAAGCCAUUAUAGUGGUGUUUGACUUAAGCAGUGUGAACUCAUUAGAACAUGCCAGGCAGUGGCUAGAGGACGCUAUGAAGGAAAAUGACCCAUCCAGUGUUUUACUCUUCCUUGUCGGUACCAAGAAGGACCUUAGCUCUCCUGAUCAGUUGGCUCAGAUUGAGCAGGAGGCCAUCAGACUCUCUGAGGAAAUCAAAGCAGAGUACUGGGCUGUGUCUGCAAAGUCAGGAGAUGGCAUCAGGGAUUUCUUCUUCCGUGUGGCCUCUCUGACUUUUGAGGCCAACGUGUUGUCUGAGCUCGAGAAAAGUGGGUCGAGGCUUGUCGGUGACAUUAUCAGGAUCACAGACAGCACAGAAGCCGAUCACAAACCAACCAAGAGGAAAAGCAACUGCUGCUGAAGAGAGAUUAGAGAGAAUGACAAACGCCUGGAUACACUGGACCAACUACACAGCAACACACGGCACACGGAACGGGAAGAUUAAACUGAAAUAUGGACUCAGCAUGCUCAAUGUAGUUCUCAUGAAUAGACCCCAUGAAAAGCAAUUUAGUAUCAGCUAAAUGUUGUGUUUAUGGUGCUCUGAAUAUGGCCUGAGAGGGAAUUAAUAAUAACCAAAGUUGUAUGUUUGACAUAAUGGAUUGUUAGUUGAGGCUGUAAACAGCAAGAAGUCAGUCAGCGGAAUGACCAGAAUAGCGUUCUCUCAGGAAUGUUUGUACUGCUGAGCUACAACAAAUAAAGCUUUGUGAUAUGCUUGGUUACAUAAACAUUUAUUCUAGAUCUUUUAUGAAACUGCUUUUGGUUGAUGCUUUCAUAAACCCGUCUGUCCAUCUGUCUGUCUGUCUGAAAGAACAUUUUUCUCCUGUUAUGGCUGAAAUGUCAGUGCCAGGCCUAAUGCAU
Messenger RNA from Xiphias gladius (swordfish), 1756 nucleotides. RefSeq names its product RAB34, member RAS oncogene family b (gene rab34b). NCBI's taxonomy places the organism in Eukaryota, Metazoa, Chordata, Actinopteri, Istiophoriformes, Xiphiidae. The transcript has 12 exons. The coding region runs from base 492 to 1259 and encodes 255 amino acids. Gene Ontology annotation, biological process: endocytosis; phagosome-lysosome fusion. Gene Ontology annotation, molecular function: GTPase activity; GTP binding. The record is from RefSeq and is a predicted model, not a curated record.